CUUCACAUCCCAAAUAGCAUGACCAAAUUGUUGUACACCACUAAUUGGAGGUGAUAAUUUUGUAUAAAUCCACCAAAACAAUCCAAUCCAUCCACUAAAAUGUAUAUUUAAUCCAAUCCACUGGGAUUGGUUGAUUCAUGGAUAUUUGAUAAAUUAUAGUUUCGUACCUAUAUUUUUAUAUUUUACAUUUUGAUAACUAAAAUCUAAUUUAAUGUAAAAUGUCAUUGAAAAUUAGGUUUUGGUACCUUGAUUCUUUAUUAUAAUGUUUUAGUUCCUUAAAAUUUUAAAGCUUACAUAUUAAUCCAAUGUUUGAAUACCACUUGGAUCCCCAAUGCAGUCCAUCAAUUCAUUUGAUCUAACCCAUCAAUUCGCUAACUCAUUUGAUCAAUGGAAACACCAAUCUAUAAUCCAAUCCAUUUAUCCAUCUCCAUAAAUAACUACACCAAUCCAUAAAUUCAACUCUCAAACUACAUGAAAACUAACCUGCAAAAGGAUGGAAAAGAAAGCUCCGAGCGAUAAAAACACGUUGAGAAAUCCGGUGGAUACAUUUAUGUGCCAAAGCUUUGACUUUGAUGCGCUACGUUAUGCCCUGUUAUUAGCCAGCCAGCACAGUUGGUUUGGUCCUUUGUAUCUAUCAUCGUAAACGAAUCAAACAGCGGCCCUGUUUUUCUUCUUUCUUUUGUGGGGCGACAGAUUCGUGGGCGUGGCAGCACUCUGUCCAUGAGAGCUUCGAUCCAUCCAUAGAAAAUCCAACGUACGACACUUGCCGGGGUUCUCAACACUGUUGCGUCGAAGGCUGAGAGUUAACAAUUGGGUGAAGAAGAAGCUGUUUUGGUAAGUUUUAACCUUGGGUCAUUCCAGAGAAGAAAUACAGUAGUGUUAAGAAAUUGAUGUGCAAUGCAUCCAAUGUCAAACAUCCAUCGGCCGGGUCCCGUUCACACACAAACAUGGGAGAGAAACCAAUAUUGGAAUCCAAUGUUUGGUAGAACAAUCCAUGUCAAAAGAUAAACCCAAAAAGCGAGCGAGAGAGACUCUUUGAUCGAACCCAACAGAAAGAAACUGUUACAGGAAGAAAAAAACAAAGUGUAAUCAGAACGCUCUCGGCUUCCAUAACCAUCGGCACCACACAAGCAAGGCUUCAGCUCGCUCGUAAAACAUACAAUACCAUUGAGCUUAUAACGCCAUAACCUACCACAUGGGGAUCGUUCGGAGACGACCCAUCACACCGAAUUACAGGACAAGCGAUUACUCGGUGGUGGACAGAGCUGAAAUCGGGAUGCUCGCGGAGCUGAACAAGCGCGAGGAAGUUGGAGACAGGUUGGAUUUGGCACAUGGAGAGCCAAGGAAAAUCCAUUCAUUGUCUCCAAAGAACCACGAAACAGCCGACUACGUACGAGAGUCGACAACGACAUCGAUACCCACCACAACAGUCGAUCGAAAAGAAGGAAGAUGUGCACACCAACAGUGAGCAUGAGCAUUAAGGGAAAAUACUGAUCGAGUCAUCGACAUAGAUUAACUUCAUUGUGUAUACUACGAGUAGCAAGAACCAUAUCAACAAUGUAAUAAGAAGUUAUCGUUACACAUUAGAACACAGUUGUUACUGCUAGAUACUUUGACUUCACAAAAUGAUGGGAAACCAACCAUAUGUUACACUUUAUGCAAUUGCCUUUGACCUCUAGUGAACUAGUGGUCACUUAAUCUCUCUUUUUACUCCAAGUUGAUUAAUAAAGAGAUCAAUAAUGGCAACAACUUACCUCUGGACCAACAUGCACAAUGGGGGACCCGACCCGACCCUAUACCCACUCUCCCAAAGUCGAACCCUAGAAGAAGAAGAAGAAGAAGAAGAAGAAGAGUUGUAAGUAGGCAUUAGGUGGAGACCGGUGGCCAAUGAAGUUGCAUUUAGUUC
Messenger RNA from Linum trigynum, 1906 nucleotides. NCBI's taxonomy places the organism in Eukaryota, Viridiplantae, Streptophyta, Magnoliopsida, Malpighiales, Linaceae. The record is from the annotation of a GenBank genome assembly.